UGGGGCGACGCUGAAAUCAAACCACUUGGCUCCAAAAGCCGCCUCAAUGGAAUAAACACGCCCCAUGAAAUUCCAUUAGAAACGGCAUCUUACCUUGCUCCUUUUUUUAAGUCUUUGACCUACCAUGUGCUGUCCUAUCGCCAAUCCCCAAAGGUUACUCUUUAUAAGUCCACGUACCUCCCUCCCCAUUGCCCAGAACAGCAAACUCAAAACCCCCUCAAAACCCGUUCUCUGAUCCCCCUCCUCCCCCAACUCCUCUCUAGAUCUCUCUCAUGGCCUACGUUGCAGUUAGCUUCCAUGGAAGCCCACUUCCAAGGCCCAUACUUGGCAGAAAAAGGAUUCCGGUGGCGCGCAGGUCUUCCUUGAGGUGCACGAUGAACCAGGCGGCAGCCGGAUUCAAAGAUCUCGAGUCCAAGAACACCGGACUCGGACUGGUAGAGUUCAACUUGAACGAGUACAUGAUCGCCAAGGCCCGGCGGGUGAACGAGGCCCUGGACCAGGCCGUCUCCCUCCGCCACCCGGUCAAGAUCCACGAGUCCAUGCGCUACUCCCUCCUCGCCGGCGGCAAGCGCGUCCGCCCCGUCCUCGCCCUCGCCUCCUGCGAGCUCGUGGGCGGCGACGAGGCCGCCGCCAUGCCCGUCGCCUGCGCCACCGAGAUGAUCCAUACCAUGUCCCUCAUCCACGACGACCUCCCCUGCAUGGACAACGACGACCUCCGCCGCGGCCAGCCCACCAACCACCGCGCCUUCGGGGAGGACACCGCCAUCCUCGCCGGCGACGCCCUCCUCUCCCUCGCCUUCGAGCACGUCGCGGUCCGCACCGCCGGCGUGGCGGCCGAGCGGGUGGUCCGGGCGCUGGCCGAGCUCGGCUCGGCCGUGGGGUCGGACGGGCUGGUGGCCGGCCAGAUCGUCGACAUCGCCAGCGAGGGGCAGGCGGUGGACCUCAACGACCUGGAAUACAUCCACAUACACAAGACGGCAAGAUUGCUGGAGGCGGCGGCGGUGUGUGGAGCGAUCGUCGGGGGAGGAGAAGAUGGCGAGGUGGAGAGAGUGAGGAGGUAUGCCAGAUGUGUUGGGCUGCUGUUCCAGGUGGUCGACGAUAUACUCGACGUGACGAAGACGUCGGACGAGCUCGGGAAGACGGCGGGGAAGGACCUGGCGAGCGACAAGGCCACGUAUCCUAAGCUCAUGGGACUCGACAAGGCCCGGGAGCUCGCGCGGACGCUGGUGUUAAAGGCCGAGGAGGAGCUGUCGGGGUUCGACGGAGCGAGGGCGGCGCCGCUCCACCAUCUAGCGCACUACAUCGCCUACCGGCAGAAUUAAGCUAACUGGCGAAGUAAUCUAUGGGUUAUGCGUAGUCGGGGAAGACCAGGAAUAUAAUUUGUAUGGAUAUAAUUUGAUUUUCUUUGAUACAACACAUACACUGACUGAUCCAGAAAUGGGCCUCAUGCGAAUCCCAGCACUCAUUAGAUGUAUGACCCGAGCCUUAUACAUCCAUGUUGCCUAUUCUUCACAAUUUCUCGGCACUCUUCCUGAGCUCAUUGUGCCGUUUCAGUUAGAAAGAAGCAAUAUCUGAUUAAAUCCAUAUUUCCUUCUUGUGAUAGUCUUUGCUUCGGUAUUUUGUAUUUGACAGGUGACCAGUUCAUUAGAAUUCUGCCCCUCUGGUUUGCA
Molecule: messenger RNA, 1670 nt
Organism: Phoenix dactylifera (date palm)
Lineage: Eukaryota; Viridiplantae; Streptophyta; Magnoliopsida; Arecales; Arecaceae
Product: geranylgeranyl pyrophosphate synthase 7, chloroplastic-like
Biological process (GO): isoprenoid biosynthetic process
Molecular function (GO): prenyltransferase activity
Source: RefSeq, a predicted model, not a curated record